AUGGCCUCCCAACAAACCCACAUCCCCUCCGAGCCGGCCGUGCUCGAUGUCAUCUCUCUCCGCAACAUCCAGCUCCCCCUCCCCGAAGCCCCCGACUCAUGGCAUCGUCCUGGAAAACCACAACCCUGCACCGUCUCUCUGAGACUAUCCUACUCGUCCGCUAUCGCCUCCGCAGCCGCAGAUGACGUCUCCCUUUCCAUCGAUUACGGCAAGCUAUACCGUCGUUUAGAAGAGGAUAUCAAACAAGUGGGGAAUGCGAAUGGAAACGGACAAGACUUCCGGGUGACGGCCGGGAUUGUCGCGAACUGCGCACUGGGGCUACUAGACGAUACAGCUGCAUCGGUCAAUUCAACAGCCAUGGACAGGGAGUAUGGGAAGUGUGAGGUCUGGCUGCAUCUUCCCAAGGCGUUGCUGCGCGCAGAAGGCGGACUCACGCACCGCAGCGUUACAGCUAAGGCGUAUAACCGGGAAGUGAAGCCAAGCUAUUUCCCUGUUAUAGUUGAGGAGGAGUUCCGGAUUGAGGGGAUUCGAAGCCAUUGCAUCCUGGGUGUCAACCCGCAUGAGAGAGUCGAGAAGCAGGCUGUGAUUACGUCGUUGGAGUUCAAGGGGAGUGGGGAGUGGGCUUGGGGCUCGAAGGUGGUGGAUACGUAUCAGGCUCUGACUCGGGCUGUUGCAGAGCGAGUCGAAGAGACAUCUUUCCAGUCUGUCGAGGCACUGGCGACUUUUGUUGCGCGUAUUGCGACGGUAGACUUUGACAAUGAACAGGUCAAGGUGUUGGUGGAAAAGCCCAGCGCAUUGGCGUUUGUUGAGAGGUCUGGAGUCGAAGUUAUUCGAUCAAAGGCAUUCUUUAAGUGA
Messenger RNA from Aspergillus wentii DTO 134E9, 855 nucleotides. Its product is annotated as dihydroneopterin aldolase. Gene Ontology annotation, molecular function: dihydroneopterin aldolase activity. NCBI's taxonomy places the organism in Eukaryota, Fungi, Ascomycota, Eurotiomycetes, Eurotiales, Aspergillaceae. Bases 1 to 855 code for a protein of 284 amino acids. The record is from RefSeq and is a predicted model, not a curated record. The transcript has 2 exons. Gene Ontology annotation, biological process: folic acid-containing compound metabolic process. Gene Ontology annotation, cellular component: cytoplasm.